Camelina sativa (false flax) is the source of this 1217-nucleotide messenger RNA. RefSeq lists its product as uncharacterized. The record is from RefSeq and is a predicted model, not a curated record. NCBI's taxonomy places the organism in Eukaryota, Viridiplantae, Streptophyta, Magnoliopsida, Brassicales, Brassicaceae.
CCGAGUUAACAAAAAGCGAAACUCUUCCCUCCUUCUCCCUCACUUCAUUUUGAAACAGAAAGAAAAAAAAAAAACUCUCGGGACAUGGGGAAACAAUGGAGAAGCGCGAUACUAGUGUAUUGAAUUUUGCAGAGCUCGAUUCUAUGAAGAGAACUAAGAAGCAGCGCAAAGCAUCUGACCAAAUUUACUCCAAAGGCGAGAAACGCAGGCAAAGGAGCGCAGAGGAAUGGCCAGAAGGGUUAGAUGAUGAAGCAGACCGUACAGGUCCUCCUGCGCAGGCAACUGAAUCUGGACAGAUCCGCAGAGCUAAGAGAGGCAAGAAGAAUCAUAGAAACCGUCGAGCCAAAGAAUUGGCGGCGAAGAAUAAGAAUAAAGAUGAAGCAGUUGAUUCUGUGAAGCUUGAAGAUGAAAGUAUUGAUGAAGCUACAACUGAUGACUUCUCAAACCAGACAUUCUUUGUUGCUGCUUCAACUUUUUUUAAUAAAAUGUUGUUUCUUCUUAUUUACAAGGUAAAUCUGUCAAGCAUGAUGAUGUUGAUGGUGAAGAUAGAACUGGUGACUGACCAGCUAGAACACAAUCUUUGGCUCUCCCUGCAAAUAAAGAUUAGGAUUGCUAUCCUUGGCGCUCGGUGAUUUAGAGCCAUAUCCCAUCAGUGGUCAGAUGAGUCAGGUAAAUGCAAAAUCAAUACGUAUUGUUAAUUUUAAAAAUCUUUGCAGGCGAAACGACUUGGAGCCCCUUUAAGAUUGGGGAAUGCAACACACUGCUUAAGGAUUUUGGAAAGCUCUCAAAAGGAAUAUAAUAAAAGAUAUUAGGAGUAAAAUGAGCACCAUUCCCGCCGCCGCGAUUAAUCAAGAGCACAAGUGGGGUUUUCUCACCCUAUUCUGCUUGCAGAAUACUUUUGGGUACUUGGAGGAAUGAUUUGUCCCAAGUAGCCAAUAACUUGCUUAUUGUGAUUGAUCUUGGAGUUGUUGAGUUUUUUUUUUGUUCUUUCAAAUUUUAAAGUGUCUACCAUCUAAGAAUGGGAUGCAAACAAGAAUGUGGGUGUUCCAGGUAUGAACUCUUCCGACUUCCUAGUUUCAAAGGCAUUGGUGAAUGAACUCGAUCGUACAUACCGUGUCCACUUACUCCAAGCUGUUUCGCUUAAGUAUCUCCAUAUUUCACUGAGUGAUAGAUGUGAAUCUAUGAAAGUUUUAUUUAGUCACCCUACAAGAUACGUU